Molecule: messenger RNA, 528 nt
Organism: Acanthosepion pharaonis
Lineage: Eukaryota; Metazoa; Mollusca; Cephalopoda; Sepiida; Sepiidae
Source: the annotation of a GenBank genome assembly
AUGAUUUCCUUAUUUUAUAUUUUUCUUACUUUUUUUACUUCCUUUUUUUUCUAUUUGUUUUUUUUUUAUUCCUUGAGUCCCACAUCUCUACUUCUUCUUCCAUACAUUUGGCGUUCGUUUGGCGUCCGCAUCGCUACCACUUUAGUUAAAUACUAUCCAUCUGCGGAUAUAGCAAUGUUCAAUCUCACCAUCAGACAUUCUUUCGGAAAAUUCGUGCCUAACUCCAUGAACAGUCACCUUCAUACAACCCCCUCCCCAAUUAUUCUGCGUCAUCUGAUUCUUGGAGUUAGCCAGAAAAUAUCUACCUAUCUGGCCCCGCCUUCCUUAUCCUUACUGCUAGUUGGCGGCUCAUGCUCGCCAUUAAUGACCACCAAUACCGAUGUCCGGACAUCAAUAAUACCGAACAGUGGUGGCUAUUCAACGGCUAAACACAGACUUAUGGUAGCACGAUUCCAAGAAGACCCAUCUCUUUCUUCAUCAUUUCUCCUCUUUUAUUCGGCCAUUUUAUUUUCUUCUAUUUCUUCAUAG